GUCAGUGCCGCCGCCAUAUUGCAGCGCAGUUGUUGUCAGUGGUCAGAAAUGCCGGACUGUUGCGCUGCAGUUGGAUGUUCCCAUCAGAGGAGUGCCAGGACAAAAGAGCAGGGGAUCACAUUUCACAGGUUCCCAAAAGAUAAAGUUAAAAGAAAGGCAUGGAAAGCAGCAUUAAGGAGAAGAGACUUUGAGCCAAAUGACCGCUCAGUCAUCUGCAGCUGUCAUUUCAAGACCGAAGACUUUGACAUGACAGGGCAGACAACUCGUUUAAAGGAAGGAGUGAUCCCAUCAGUUUUUAUAUUUUCUGACCGUCUUCGAAAGGUGCCCAGAAAACCCAGGUCAAGCAGGACCUCGCAAAAGGCUGCUGCAGAAAUUCAUCUCCAGGUGCCGAUUACACCCGGGUCAAGCAGGACCUCACAAAAAGCUGCUCCGCAAAGUCCAGAUGGUCCCGUUCAGCUGUCAGAGAGUCAAUCUGAGGAGUCGACCUCAGAUCAUCAGUAUGCCCUUGACCCAGUUAACAUAAAAAGAAAGUUAACCGAGGCUCAGAAGAGGGUGGAGGAAUUGCAACGGGACUUAAGAAACGCCAAGGAUCGGGAAAGGAGGCACAAGAGGAUAGUGAAAUAUCUACUAAAGGACUUAAAGCAUAAAAAUAUGCUGACAGCGGAACUGCAGCAGGAGCUGGACUCGGAUCAUCCAGUUUAACUCUUCAAGCAGCACCAUGCCGUCACUCCAGCUCAGAAGCAAUUUGCUUCAACACUUCAUUUGCAUGGACCUAAAGCCUAAAAGUACUUGAAAGAAAAACCCAGUGAUGGUACCACUCCCAUCAGAAGUGAGGUUCAGGAUGACCCUCGCACAUAAACAAUAACCGGCUUUGUGGAUCUCGGGAGAUGGCGUUGAUGAGAGCGAUGUGGCAGGUGAAUCUUUUGUGUUUGUGGUUGUUGGACUGCAAGGCCACUGGAAGAUGCCCUUUGCUUCCUUUUUUAUUCUGACAUUGAAACCAGACAUUCAGAAUAUUUGCUUCAGCAGGCCUUAGAGGCACUACAUGAGAUGGUCCUCCUACAAAAUACUGUUUUUUUAAUACUUUUUUAUCUUCUUGCUGAUAUACUGUAUGUAUAGUUUUUGUACAUAAUGUGUGAAUUUAAAUGUAAAUGAAAAAAAUAUGAAUCUUUCACUAUGAAUGUGAUAUAAAUUUAAUUGUGAAGCCUUCCAGAAAUUUACUUGAUCUUUUAACUAAAAUGUUUGUCUUUUUAAAAAAAAAUUAAGUCUUGAUUUUGAAAUGAUGAAUAGAAUAUUCAGUAUCAUAAAUACAUGUCUGUCAUUUGUAACAAACCAAAUUGCUGGAAAAUUGGUUGAAAAUUCAGCAAGGGAGAUUAUUUUAAUUGUGGAUUUGAAUGUGUCAAAUAUAUCAGUGCAAUGAGCAGCAGAGGCUAAUGCAGUAUCUACGUGUGUAUACUUGAGGCAGUUUAUCAGUGCAGCUCCCUCUGGAGCUACAGAAGACUUUAUUCCACUUUUUGAAACAUGCAGUAGUACUCCCCAAGACCUGUAAACAGACCUUGAUGUUAGAAAUUGGUUGGGUUCCUCGUGAAGCAGUAAACUACGGAUAAUUUUCAAGUGAGGUGAUCUUUUUGCAGGGUUGUGAGCACACUGGAUACUUCUGACAAGUUCACCUGGGAACUGGAUGUCAAAAAUGGUCAUAGGUUCAUAUCACAUUCUGGUCUGUCAUUAAAGGAGUACGGUGUCUUUUAAUUAAUUAA
This is a messenger RNA of Dicentrarchus labrax (European seabass), 1754 nucleotides long. RefSeq names its product THAP domain-containing protein 2-like. The record is from RefSeq and is a predicted model, not a curated record. Bases 49 to 702 code for a protein of 217 amino acids. Lineage: Eukaryota; Metazoa; Chordata; Actinopteri; Moronidae. The transcript has 5 exons.